AUGUUCUGGCGCCCGUCCGGCUGGCGCACCCUGCUUUCGAAUACAGUACCGGACCAGACCCUUGCGUUUCCCGCUUCUCGGGACCCAUCAAGAUUUGCGAGCUGGAGAAGGCAGCCGUCAAUCCGAUACAUCGUUCUGACGGGUUGUACUUUGUACUAUUUGGGGUUGGCAAUGGGUUUGCGUUUCCCGCCCCUCGAAUGGAGCAUUCAGGGACGAGAGAAUUCGUCUGCCUCCUGUGAGGUGCGCGGCGGUAUGGAAGUUGGAUGGGUGCAAUGCACCAUGGUGAGCUGUGCUUGA
This is a messenger RNA of Colletotrichum tamarilloi, 297 nucleotides long. RefSeq lists its product as uncharacterized. NCBI's taxonomy places the organism in Eukaryota, Fungi, Ascomycota, Sordariomycetes, Glomerellales, Glomerellaceae. Bases 1 to 297 code for a protein of 98 amino acids. The record is from RefSeq and is a predicted model, not a curated record. The transcript has a single exon.